This is a messenger RNA of Periconia digitata, 884 nucleotides long. Lineage: Eukaryota; Fungi; Ascomycota; Dothideomycetes; Pleosporales; Periconiaceae. The record is from the annotation of a GenBank genome assembly.
AUCUACUUAGUCAUCUACCCCCGUUUUCCUUUGUGUUUGCUACUUCUCUUCUCGCGCGUUUCCACUGAAUACAUAUCUACUUGCUGUACCCCGCGAUACCCUCACUUUGACCCCACCAGCAAACCCUCCACCCUACAGCAUUCCCACCUGCAGCGCCAACGAACAGCGCAAGUGAAUGAGCUAUCGUUGGACUCGCACGGAAAUCUGAUCGGGUCAAGUUCUUCAGCUUAGUGCAGAUCAGGGAAUUAUAAAAAACCACCUCCAUAAGCCUGCGGGCGCCCCUCAACCACCAGAUCCGCCGCCGCCACCCCACCACUCAACUCAACCUUCAUCGUUCCCGCCACAUCCCAGGCUCGAGCCCACCGCACGCUAUGGCCUCUUCUCAAUCUGCCGCCGCAGGCCUUCUCGCUCGCCAGCUCAAGCUGUUGCAGAAUGACAAGGACAUACCGGGCAUUUCUUGCGGGCUUGUUGACAACAAUGUCUUUGAAUGGGAAGUCAUGCUCAUGAUCAACGACGACACAAAGUUUUACGGUGGAGGCUUUUUUCGCGCCCGUCUCACCUUCCCGACCGAAUACCCGUUGCUGCCGCCCAAAAUGCGCUUCGAAACCCCCAUCUUCCACCCAAACAUAUACCCCAACGGCGACGUCUGUAUAUCCAUCCUGCACCCACCCGAGGAGGACAAGUAUGGUUACGAGUCGGCGUCGGAGAGAUGGUCCCCUGUCCAGACUCCGGAGACCAUCUUGCUGUCCGUCAUUUCUAUGCUUAGUAGCCCAAACGAUGAGUCGCCCGCCAAUGUGGAGGCCGCCGCGCUGUGGCGGGAUAACACGCCCGAGUUCAAGAAGCGCGUGAGGAAGUGUGUGAGGGACAGUCUAGAAUUUGAAUAG